Messenger RNA from Fragaria vesca subsp. vesca, 612 nucleotides. RefSeq lists its product as uncharacterized. The coding region runs from base 28 to 384 and encodes 118 amino acids. The record is from RefSeq and is a predicted model, not a curated record. The transcript is spliced from 3 exons. Lineage: Eukaryota; Viridiplantae; Streptophyta; Magnoliopsida; Rosales; Rosaceae.
CAUUUUCAGGUUGGAUAACUGAUUCCAAUGGCAUCAAGGAUGGCUGCAAGGUUUUUCUCUCGGAGGAUGUCAAGUAGUGGAAAGAUACUGAGCGAAGAGGAAAGAGCUGCAGAAAAUGUUUAUAUCAAGAAAACUGAGCAAGAGAAGCUUGAGAAGCUUGCACGAAAGGGUCCUAAACCAGAAGACAAAGCAACUGCAGGCCCGGGGGAGUCGAUAACUGAUGCCAAGCCAAGUGGCUCAAGCUCAGGUUCUGGAGCAUCAACUGCCAAAGUAUCAACUGACAAGUACAGGAAUUAUGCUGUUGUCGCAGGUGUUGUGACUGCUUUUGCUGCCCUGGGAUGGUAUAUGAAGGGAAGUGAAAAGAAGGCAGAAGUGCAGGACUGAGGUUCAAGUAUUUCAUGUGGAACAUUUGAACCAUUAGUUAGUAUCACUCAGUUAGCAUAGAAAUAAAGCAAACUAUGAACUCUUAAUGUUUAUGUUCUGACUGGUGUAUAAUUUGUUGAGUUUUGAGACACUGUUUCCAUGUUGACCUUUCUUUUCCCCGCCCGCAAUAUAUACAUAAAGGAGGAUACCUUUAGAGCACUCAAUUUUGAAGUGAGUUUGUUAUUUGUU